Mus caroli (Ryukyu mouse) is the source of this 14709-nucleotide messenger RNA. NCBI's taxonomy places the organism in Eukaryota, Metazoa, Chordata, Mammalia, Rodentia, Muridae. The record is from RefSeq and is a predicted model, not a curated record.
CAGUACUAGGAGCCUUCCUGUUCGCUCCUCUGUCCCUCACUCUGGAGCCUUCAGCUAAGCUCUGGGGACUGGGGCCCCAGCCCAGGACUGGCACCGUCCAGGCACCCUCCUCACCUGAGGGGCACAGGGAGACCCUGUGGCCACCUCAUCCCUACAGUGCAUCUUAACGGGUCGGCUUGGCGCCUAUGCCGGCUGAGCCUGCUCUUGUUGGGACCUGCCCAUUGCUGGUGCUGACCCAGGGGAACAGGAAGCGCCCUACACAGCGGGGCAAGCAGAGCAGCUAGGGCGGGCUGCAAGCGCCUGGCUCCCUGGAGCUGAGGAUCCUUGAUUGGGGAGCUUUUCACCAUGACGCUUGUCCUGCUGGGUCUAGCCAUGGUAUUGCUCCACCGUGCAGCCUGUGAGAAGCCCCUAGAAGAAACCAUCACCCCCCUGACUUGGCGCUUCACGCACUCCCUGUACAAUGCCACCAUUUAUGAAAACUCUGCCCCCAAGACCUAUGUGGAGAGCCCGGUGAAGAUGGGCAUGUAUCUGGCAGAGCCCCACUGGGUGGUGAAGUACCGGAUCAUCUCCGGAGAUGCGGCUGGAGUAUUUAAGACUGAGGAGCACGUGGUGGGCAACUUCUGCUUUCUGAGAAUAAGGACCAAGAGCAGCAACACGGCACUUCUCAACAGGGAGGUGCGAGACAGCUACACGCUCGUCGUGCAAGCCUCAGACAAGAGUCUGGAGUUUGAAGCGCUAACCCAAGUGGUGGUCCACAUCCUGGACCAGAAUGACCUGAAGCCGCUCUUUUCCCCACCUUCCUACAGAUUCACCAUCUCCGAGGACAGGCCCCUUAAAAGCCCCAUCUGCAAAGUCACUGCCACAGAUGCCGAUCUGGGCCAGAAUGCCGAGUUCUAUUACGCCUUUAAUGCCAGGUCAGAGGUGUUUGCCAUCCAUCCCACCAGUGGGGUGGUCACUGUGGCUGGGAAACUGAAUGUCACAUGGCGAGGGAAGUAUGAGCUCCAGGUGCUGGCUGUGGAUCGCAUGAGAAAAAUCUCAGAGGGCAAUGGGUUUGGCAACUUGGCUCCGUUGGUAAUUUAUGUGGAGCCUGUACACAGGAAACCCCCAGUUAUCACCUUAGUGGUCCUGAAUCCACCAGAGGGUGAUGAAGGUGACAUCUAUGCCACUGUCACAGUGGAUACAAAUGGAUCAGGAGCUGAAGUAGAUUCCCUGGAGGUGGUUGGUGGUGACCCUGGAAAGUACUUCAAAGUCUUCAAGUCCUACGCCCAAGGCAAUGAGUUCAAUUUGGUGGCAGUCAGGGACAUUAACUGGGCGGAACACCUUCAUGGCUUCAACAUCAGUCUCCAGACCCACAGUAGGAGCAGAUUUCCAUCCCGCUCGGUCAUCAGGGCUUUCCAUCUCCCACCAUACACGCUAGCCAACCUCAGAUUCGAGAAAGCCGUUUACAGAGUAAAGCUCAGCGAAUUUUCUCCUCCUGGAAGCCGCGUGGCAUUGGUGAGGGUCACCACAGCUCUCCCCACUUUGCGUUAUGCUCUAAAGCCAUCCUCAGGCAGCACAGUGUUCAAGUUGAAUGCUCGCACAGGCCUGAUCACCACCACGAAGCCUGUGGACUUCCAUGAGCAAAACCAGUACCAGCUCCAUGUUAAAACUUCCCUGGGUCAGGCCACCACCACCGUGAUCAUUGAUAUCGUGGACUGUAACAACCACGCCCCAGUCUUUAACAGAUCAUCCUACGAAGGUACCUUGGAUGAGAACAUCCCUCCUGGUACCAGUGUUUUGACUGUGACAGCCACAGACCAGGACCACGGGGACAAUGGACACAUCACCUAUUCCAUUGCUGGCCCCAAAGCUGUGCCAUUCUCCAUUGACCCUUACCUGGGGGUCAUCUCCACCACCAAACCCAUGGACUAUGAACUCAUGAAGAGAAUUUAUACCUUCCGGGUCCGAGCGUCAGACUGGGGGUCCCCUUUUCGCCAGGAGAAGGAGGUGUCCGUCUCUCUGAGGCUCAAGAAUUUGAAUGACAACCAGCCUAUGUUUGAGGAAGUCAACUGCACUGUGUCUCUCCGUCAAGAUGCGCAGGUUGGGAAAUCGAUAAUGGCUGUGUCUGCAAUAGACAUGGAUGAACUUCAGAACCUAAAAUAUGAAAUCGUGUCUGGCAACGAACAAGACUAUUUCCAUCUCAACCAUUUCUCGGGAGUGAUAUCUCUCAAACGCUCUUUCAUGAAUCUCACUGCUGUUCGGCCCACCGUCUAUUCUCUGAAGAUUACAGCCUCUGAUGGAAAGAACUAUGCCUCCCCCACAACUCUGAAAGUUACUGUGGUGAAAGACCCUCGCUCCGAGGUCCCGGUACAGUGUGAUAAAACAGGAGUGCUGACCCAUAUCACAAAGACCAUCCUCCAGUCUGCUGGGCUUCAGGGCCAAGAGUUGGGUGAAGAAGACUUCACCUCCCUUGGCAACUAUCAGAGCAACAAUCAUGCUCCCCAGUUUGAGGACCACUUCCCCCAGUCCAUUGACAUUCUGGAGCAGGUUCCCAUCAACACCCCCUUGGCCCACCUGGCAGCCACUGAUCCAGAUCCUGGCUUUCAUGGAAGACUGGUUUAUGUGAUCGCAGAUGGCAAUGAGGAAGGUUGUUUUGACAUUGAGCUGGAGACUGGGCUGCUCACGGUGGCAGCAGCCUUGGAUUAUGAGACCACCAGCUUCUAUGUCCUCAAUGUGACCGUGUAUGACCUGGGCACUCCUCCGAAGUCCUCCUGGAAGUUGUUGACAGUGACUGUGAAAGACUGGAAUGAUAACCCACCCAGGUUUCCUCCAGGUGGAUACCAGCUCACCAUUUCUGAGGACACUGAAGUUGGAACCACUGUUGCAGAGCUGAAGACAAGGGACGCCGACUCAGAGGACAACGGGAGGGUUCGCUACACCCUACUGACCCCUACAGAGAAGUUCUCUCUCCAUCCACUCACUGGGGAGUUGGUUGUAACAGGACAGCUUGACAGGGAAUCAGAGCCUCAGUACAUACUCAAGGCAGAGGCCAGGGACCAGCCCACGAAGGGCCACCAGCUCUUCUCUGUCACCGACGUGAUAGUAACAUUGAAGGAUAUCAAUGACAACCCUCCCCAGUGUAUCACAGAGCACAGUAGCCUGAAGGUGCCAGAGGACAUGCCCCUUGGGACAGUCUUGACAUUCCUAGAUGCCUCUGACCCUGACCUGGGCCCUGCAGGUGAAGUGAAAUAUAUCUUGGUGGAUGAUGUCCAUGGAACCUUCCGGGUGGACCCGAUGACUGGCGCUCUGAGUCUGGAAAAAGAGUUGGACUUUGAGAGGCGGGAUGGUUACAAUCUGAGCUUUUGGGCCAGUGACAGUGGGAGGCCUCUAGCCCGCAGGACCCUCUGCCACGUAGAAGUGUUAGUCAUGGAUGUAAAUGAGAAUCUCCACUCUCCCCACUUUUCAUCCUUUGUAUACCAGGGCCGGGUGCAGGAGAACAGCCCUGCAGGGACCCAGGUGAUGGUAGUCACAGCUCAGGAUGAUGACAGUGGCUUGGAUGGAGAGCUCCAGUACUUCCUACGGGCUGGCACUGGCCUGGAAGCCUUCAGCAUCAACCAAGACACAGGAAUGCUCGAGACUCUGGCACCUCUGGACCGAGAAUUCACACCCUACUACUGGUUGACGGUGUUAGCUGUGGACAGAGGCUCCGUUCCCCUCUCUGCUGUCACUGAAGUCUACAUUGAGGUUAUAGACAUCAAUGACAACAUUCCCUCCAUGUCUAGACCUGUGUUCUACCCCUCUGUCCAGGAAGAUGCCCCCUUGGGUACCUCUGUGCUUCAGCUGGAGGCCUGGGACCCAGACUUCAGCUCUCAAGGGAAGCUGACCUUCAACCUCACCAGUGGGAACCACAUGGGACAUUUCAUCGUUCAUCCAUUCACAGGAAGGUUGAGAACCACUGCUCUAGAAGCAGCACAGGAGCUCACACAUCGUUUUGUCUUACAGGUGACUGUGCAGGACAACGGGGACCCGCCACUAAGGUCCACCUCCAGGGUGGUGGUGUGUGUCUUGGAUGUCAAUGACAACUCACCCAUGUUCUCCCACAAGCUCUUUAAUGUCCGCCUUUCGGAAAGACUGAGCCCCCUCUCCCCGGAGCCUGUGUACAGGCUGGUGGCUUCAGAUCCUGAUGAAGGUCUCAACGGCAGCAUCACCUACAGCAUUGAGGAAAGUGAUGAGGAGAGCUUCAGAAUCGACCCUGUCACAGGAGUUGUAUCUUCUAGCAGCACCUUCGCAGCCGGAGAGUACAACAUCCUAACGAUCAAGGCAACAGACAGUGGGCAGCCAGCACUCUCUACCAGUGUCCGGCUACACAUCGAAUGGAUUCCCCAGCCUCGGCCAUCCUCCAUCCCACUGUCCUUUGAUGAGUCCCACUACAGCUUUGCAGUCAUGGAGACAGACCCUGUGAACCACAUGCUGGGAGUCAUCAGUGUAGAGGGACGACCUGGCCUCUUCUGGUUCCACAUCUCAGAUGGGGAUAAGGACAUGGACUUUGACAUUGAGAAGACCACGGGAAGCAUUGUGAUAGCCAGACCUCUUGAUACAAGGAGAAAGUCUAGCUAUAACUUGACUGUGGAGGUGACAGAUGGGUUCCACACCAUUGCCACUCAGGUCCACAUCCUUAUGAUCGCCAACAUCAACCACCACCGGCCUCAGUUCCUGCAGGAUCAUUAUGACGUCAGGGUCCCCCAGGACACACUGCCUGGGGUUGAACUCCUCCAAGUCCAAGCCACAGAUCAAGACCACGGCAAGGGCCUCAUCUAUACCAUCCACAGCAGUCGGGACCCUGGAAGUGCCAACCUCUUCCAGCUGGAUCCAAGCAGUGGAGUGUUGGUGACAGUGGGGACAUUGGACCUGCACUCCGGGCCCUCUCAGCACAUUCUGACAGUUAUGGUGCGAGACCAAGAGAUGCCCAUCAAGAGGAACUUCGUGUGGGUGACCAUUCAUGUGGAGGAUGGAAAUCUCCACUCACCUCACUUCACUCAACCUCGUUAUGAGGCAAAUGUUCCUGACACCACCGCCCCUGGCACAGAGCUCCUGCAGGUCCGAGCUGUGGAUGCUGACCGGGGAGCCAACGCUGAAGUCCACUAUUCCUUCCUAAAAGGGAACAGUGAAGGUUUUUUCAACAUUGACUCCCUCCUGGGCAUCAUCACAGUAGCCCAGAGACUUGAUCACGUCCAUCUCAAUAGGCACGCAUUAACCGUGAAGGCGGAAGACCAAGGCUCCCCACAGCGGCAUGACCUGGCUAUGGUGGUCGUUCAUGUCCACCCCUCCGACAGCAGUGCUCCCAUUUUUUCAAAAGAUGAGUAUUUCAUAGAGAUUCCAGAAUCGGUCCCCAUUGGUUCCCCGAUCCUCCUCAUCUCUGCUGCCAGCUCCUCUGAAGUCACCUAUGAGUUAAGAGAGGGGAACAAGAACAGUGUAUUCUCCAUGAACUCCUAUUCUGGCCUCAUCUCCACUCAGAAAUGCUUAGACCAUGAGAAAGUCUCAUCAUACCAACUGAAAAUCCGAGGCAGCAACAUGGCUGGCGUGUUCACAGAGGUGGUGGCACUUGUCUACAUCAUUGAUGAGAACGACAACGCUCCUGCAUUCCUAAAGUCAACUUUCAUGGGGCACAUCAGUGAGGCAGCUCCUCUGCACAGCCUGAUCCUGGGUGAAGACAACAGCCCCUUAGUGAUCCGUGCCUCAGACAGUGACCAGGAAGCUAAUUCCUUGUUGGUCUAUAAAAUCUUGGAACCAGAGGCCUUAAAGUUUUUCAAAAUCGACCCCAGCAUGGGAACCAUAACAAUCACAUCAGAGCUGGAUUAUGAGACUACACCCUUGUUCCAGUUCAGCAUCUAUGUCCAUGACCAAGGCACACCCAUCUUAUUUGCACCCAGAUCUGCCAGGGUUAUCAUCCAUGUCCGAGAUGUGAAUGACUCUCCUCCCAGGUUCUCAGAGCAGAUAUACGAAGUGGCGGUGGUAGAACCCAUCCACCCUGGCAUGGAACUCCUCACAGUGCAGGCCGAGGAUAAUGACUCAAAAGUCACCUACAGCAUCAAAACUAGCAACGCUGAUGAAGCUGUUACUAUUCAUCCCAUCACGGGCCAGAUAUCUGUGGUUAAUCCUGCUGCUCUGAGGCUUUUCCCAAAGCUCAAUAUUAGGGCUUUUGAUGGUCUGUAUCAAGAUACUGCAGCGGUAAAAAUAUCUUUGACCCAAGCCCUUGAUAAAAGCUUACAUUUUGAUCAGGAUAUCUACAGGGCAAAAGUGACGGAGAAUACACCACACAGUAAUGUGCUGGUAAUUCUUGGAGUCCAUGGAAACCAUUUGAAUGACACCCUUUCCUACUUCCUCUUGAAUGGCACAGACUUAUUUCACAUGGUCAAGUCAGCAGGUGUGCUGCAAACCAGAGGAGUGACAUUUGAUCGGGAGCAGCAGGACACUCACGAAGUGGCAGUGGAAGUGAGGGAUAACCGGGUCCCUCAGCGGGUGGCUCAGGCUCUUGUCAGGGUCUCUGUUGAAGAUGUCAAUGACAACAUUCCUGAGUUUCAGCAUCUGCCCUAUUAUACAGUCAUCCAAGAUGGCACCGAACCUGGGGAUGUCCUCUUUCAGGUAUCUGCCACUGAUAAGGAUUUGGGAGCCAAUGGGACUGUCACAUAUGGGUUUGCAGAAGAUUAUGCCUAUUUCCGGAUUGACCCCUAUGUUGGGGACAUAUCACUCAAGAAGCCCUUUGAUUAUCAAGCUUUGAAUAAGUAUCACCUCAGAGUCACUGCUCGGGAUGCAGGUACUCCGCCCCUCCAAACUGAGGUAGAGGUACACGUUACUGUCAGAAAUAAAUCCAACCCAUUGUUUCAGAGUCCAUACUACAAAGUGAAAGUCCCUGAAAAUAUCACACUCUAUACCCCAAUUCUCCACACACAGGCCCGGAGUCCAGAGGGCCUGAGGCUCAUCUAUAACAUUGUAGAGGAAGAGCCUUUGAUGUUGUUUACUACCGACUUUAAAACUGGAGUCCUCACGGUGACAGGACCUCUGGACUAUGAGUCUAAGAACAAACAUGUGUUCACAGUGAGAGCCACAGACACGGCUCUGGGGUCUUUUUCUGAAGCCACAGUGGAAGUCUUAGUUGAGGACAUUAAUGACAACCCUCCCACUUUUUCCCAGUUGGUAUAUUCUACUUCAGUUUCUGAGGGCUCACCUGCUCAGACUCCUGUAAUCCAACUGUUGGCUUCUGACCAAGACUCAGGACAGAACCAAGAUGUCUCCUAUCAGAUUGUAGAGGAUGGCUCAGAUGUUUCUAAGUUCUUCCGGAUCAAUGGGAGCACGGGGGAGAUGUUCACCAUCCAAGAGCUGGACUAUGAGGCUCACCAACACUUUCGCGUGAAGGUCAGGGCCACGGAUAGAGGAGAUCCCCCACUCACUGGUGAAACACUUGUGGUUGUCAAUGUGUCAGACAUCAAUGACAACCCCCCAGAGUUCAGAGAACCUCAAUACGAAGCCAAUGUCAGUGAGCUAGCAACCUGUGGCCACCUAGUUCUAAAAGUUCAAGCUCUUGACCCUGAUAUUGGGGACACCUCCCGCCUGGAGUACCUGAUUCUUUCUGGCAACCAGGACCGACAUUUCUCCAUCAAUAGCACAUCGGGAAUCAUUUCUAUGUUCAACCUUUGCAAAAAGCAGCUGGACUCAUCUUACAACUUGAGGGUAGGUGCUUCUGAUGGGGUCUUCCAAGCAACAGUGCCAGUAUAUAUCAACACUACCAAUGCCAACAAGUACAGCCCAGAGUUCCAGCAAAAUGUCUAUGAAGCCGAAUUAGCUGAGAACGCAAAAGUGGGGACAAAGGUGAUUGAGUUGCUAGCCAUAGACAAAGACAGUGGUCCCUAUGGUACAGUGGACUACACUAUCAUCAAUAAACUAGCUGGGGAAAGGUUCUUUAUAAAUCCCAGUGGUCAGAUCACUACCCUGCAGAAACUGGACCGGGAAAAUUCAACAGAAAGGGUGAUUGCUAUUAAGGUCAUGGCAAGGGAUGGAGGAGGGAAAGUGGCCUUCUGCACUGUGAAGAUCAUUCUCACUGAUGAAAAUGAUAAUGCCCCACAAUUCAAAGCAUCCGGGUACACUGUGUCCAUCCCAUCCAAUGUCAGCAGAGAUUCCCCCAUCAUCCAGGUACUGGCUUAUGAUGCAGACGAAGGUCGGAAUGCAGAUGUUACCUACUCAGUAGACUCGACCGAGGACCUUGCGGAAGAGAUCAUUGAAGUUAACCCAACCACCGGCGUGGUCAAGGUGAAGGAGAGCCUGGUAGGACUGGAAAACAAAGCUGUUGACUUCAACAUCAAAGCCCAGGAUGGUGGUCCUCCUCAUUGGGACUCUCUGGUACCAGUACGACUGCAGGUCGUUCCUAAUGAAAUCCCUUUGCCCAAGUUUUCUGAGCCUCUGUAUACUUUCUCUGCAUCUGAAGACCUUCCAGAAGGUUCUGAAAUCGGGUCUGUGAAAGCAGUAGCUGCUCAAGAUCCGAUCAUCUACAGUCUGGUUCAGGGUACCACUCCAGAGAGCAACAGUGAUGAUGUCUUCUCUUUGGACCAAGACACAGGAGUCCUAAAGGUGAAGAAAGCCAUGGACCAUGAGUCCACUAAGUGGUACCAGAUUGACCUGAUGGCACAUUGCCCUCACGAGGAUACUGACUUGGUGUCAUUGGUCUCUGUCAACAUUCAAGUGGAAGAUGUCAAUGACAACAGGCCUGUAUUUGAGGCUGAUCCAUAUAAGGCUUUCCUCACUGAGAAUAUGCCAGGAGGGACCACAGUCAUCCAGGUGACUGCCAAUGACCAGGACACUGGAAGUGAUGGGCAGGUGAGCUACAGGCUGUCAGUGGAGCCCGGUAGCAACAUCCAUCAACUCUUUGCUGUCGACAGUGAGAGCGGCUGGAUCACCACACUCCAAGAACUCGACUGUGAGACUCAGCAGACUUACCGUUUCUAUGUGGUGGCCUUUGACCAUGGACAGACCAUCCAGCUGUCCUCUCAGGCCCUGGUUGAGGUGUCCAUCACAGACGAGAAUGACAACCCCCCUCGGUUUGCUUCUGAAGACUAUAGAGGCUCUGUGGUGGAGAACAAUGAGCCUGGUGAACUUGUGGCUACUCUGAAGACGUUGGAUGCUGACAUCUCUGAGCAGAAUAGGCAGGUCACCUGCUAUAUCACAGAGGGAGACCCCCUGGGUCAGUUUAGCAUCAGUCAAGUUGGGGAUGAAUGGAGGAUCACCUCAAGGAAGACUCUGGACCGUGAGCACAUUGCCAAGUAUCUACUCAAAAUCACGGCGUCAGAUGGCAAGUUUCAGGCUUCGGUCCCCGUGGAGGUCUUCGUCCUGGACAUCAAUGAUAACAGCCCACAGUGCUCACAGCUUCUCUACACUGGCAAGGUCCGUGAGGACGUCGCCCCCGGACACUUCAUCUUGAAAGUUUCUGCCAUAGAUGUAGACAUGGACACCAAUGCUCAGAUCACAUACUCUCUGCAUGGAUCGGGGGCCCAGGAAUUCAAGCUGGACCCUCACACAGGGGAGCUGACCACACUAACAGUCCUGGACCGGGAAAGGAAGGAUGUAUACAACCUUGUUGCUAAGGCAACAGAUGGAGGGGGCCAGUCAUGCCAGGCAGAGGUGACUCUCCACAUUGAGGAUGUGAAUGACAACGCCCCGAGGUUCUUCCCAAGUCACUGUGCUGUGGCUGUCUUCGACAACACCACAGUUAAAACCCCUGUGGCUGUGGUCUUUGCCCGGGACCCUGAUCAGGGUGCCAACGCUCAGGUGGUAUACUCACUGACGGACUCUGCCGAUGGCCAGUUCUCCAUCGAUGCCACCUCAGGAGUGAUUCGCCUGGAGAAACCUCUGCAGGUCAGAUCAAGCUCGGCUGUGGAGCUCACGGUCCGUGCCUCAGACCUAGGCACCCCAAUACCACUGUCCACGUUGGGCACUGUUACAGUCUCCGUCGUGGGCCUGGAGGACUACCUUCCCAUCUUCCUGAACUCGGAGCAUAGCACACAGGUGCCUGAGGAUGCUCUAAUAGACAUGGAGGUGCUACACCUGGCUACCCUCACACGUCCUGGAUCAGAGAAGACGGGUUACCACAUCACUGGAGGGAAUGAGCAGGGGAAGUUCCGACUGGAUGCCCACACAGGAAUCCUGUAUGUCAAUGGGAGCCUGGACUUUGAGACAAAUCCCAAGUACUUCCUGUCCAUUGAAUGCAGCCGGAAGAGCUCUUCCUCCCUUAGCGAUGUGACCACCAUCGUGAUUAAUGUCACCGAUGUUAAUGAACACCACCCCCGAUUCACCCAUGACCUGUACACUGUGAGGGUUUUAGAGAACGCCAUUGUAGGUGAUGUCAUCUUGACGGUGUCUGCAUCUGAUGACGAUGGACCUGUGAAUAGUGUCAUUACCUAUAGCUUGGUAGGAGGGAACCAGCUUGGACACUUCACCAUCGACCCUAAGAAAGGGAAGCUUCAGGUGGCCAAGGCGCUGGACUGGGAACAUACCCCCAGCUACUCCCUGAGGAUCCGAGCCACAGACAGUGGGCAGCCCCCAUUGCAUGAGGACACAGAAGUGGCUGUUGAAGUGGUUGAUGUCAAUGACAACCCACCCAGGUUCUUCCAGCUCAACUACAGCACUGCUGUCCAGGAGAACUCCCCCAUUGGCAUCAAAGUCCUGCAGCUGAUCCUGGAUGAUCCUGACUCCCCACAGAAUGGGCCUCCCUACUUCUUCCGGAUCACAGAGGGGAACACUGGGUCUGUGUUCCGGGUGACUCCAGAUGGCUGGCUGGUGACAGCUGGGAGCCUGAGCAGGAGAGCCCAGGAGUGGUAUCAGCUUCACAUUGAGGUGUCAGACAGUGGCCUCCCCCCCUUGUCAUCUUCCACGUUUGUCAGAGUACACGUCACGGAGCAGAGUCGCUACCCGCCCUCCACACUCCCACUGGAAAUCUUCAUCACAAAGGGGGAGGAGGAAUUUCAGGGUGGCAUGGUAGGUAAGAUCCAUGCCACCGACCGAGACCCUCAGGACACACUGACCUACAGCCUGGAUCAAGAGGGAAGCCUGGGCAAGUAUUUCACAGUGGGUGCAUCCGAUGGCAAGAUUAUUGCCUCUCAAGGACUGCCUCGUGGCCGAUACUUGUUUAAUGUCACAGUCAGUGAUGGGACCUUCACCACCAUCACUGGGGUCCACGUCCACGUGUGGCACAUGGGGCAGGAGGCUCCGCAGCAAGCUGUGUGGCUGGGCUUCCACCAGCUCACCCCCGAGGAGCUCGUGAGUGAUCACUGGCGCAACCUGCAGCGAUUCCUCAGCAAUAUCUUGGACAUCAAACGAGCCAACAUCCACUUGGCCAGCCUGCAGCCUGCAGAGGCCACAGCUGGGGUGGACAUGCUUCUGGCCUUUGAGGGGCAUUCUGGAACUUCCUAUGAUCUCCAGGAGCUGGCAUCUGCCAUAGCUCACUCAGCCAAAGAGAUGGAGCACUCGGUAGGAAUUCAGAUGAGGUCAGCUCUGCCCGUGGUACCAUGCCAAGGGCCAAGCUGCCAGGAUCAAACCUGCCAAGAGACAGUGUCCCUGGAGCCCAGAGUGGGGCCCUCUUACAGUACAGCCAGGCUCAGCAUCCUGACACCACGACACCACCUGGGGAAAAACUGUUCCUGCAAUGGUACCACCUGGAGGUUCAGUGGUCAGAGCUACAUGCGGUAUAGGCCCCUAGAGGCUCAGAACUGGCAGAUCCAUUUCUACCUGAAAACACUCCAGCCAUGGGCCCUUCUGAUGUUCACCAAUGAAACAGCCUCGAUUUCCUUGAAGCUGGCCAAUGGCUUCCUCCAUCUGGAAUACCACUGCCCUGGUGGUUUCUAUGGAAACCUUUCCUCCCGGCAUCCUGUGAAUGAUGGACAGUGGCACUCCAUGCUGUUGGAGGAGAGGGACACUUCUGUUCAUCUGUUGAUCGACAUCACAGACAACACUUCCCUUGUCAUCCCAGAGGAAUGUCAGGGUCUGAGGACUGAGAGACACCUACUGCUGGGUGGCCUUGUCCCCUCGAAUCCUUCCUCAAAUGUCUCCCUGGGGUUUGAAGGUUGCCUGGAUGCUGUUGUGGUUAACAGUGAGAGGUUAGAGCUGCUUGGCCAUAGAAAGAAGAUGGUGGGCCACCUAGAGACAUGGGCCCUCAGCCAGUGCUGCUGGCCUGGCACCGCCUGCAGCCAGAACCCGUGCCUCAAUGGUGGGAGCUGUUCACCUGCCCUUGGAUCAGGAUACCUGUGCAGGUGCCCGCCUCCAUUCUCUGGCAGGAACUGUGAACUUGGAAGGGAGAAUUGUACUUCUUCGCCCUGCCAAGAAGGUGGCACAUGUGUCUCCUCCCCUGAAGGCACUUCCUGUAACUGCCCUCACCCUUACACAGGUGACAGGUGUGAGAUGGAAGCAAGGGGUUGCUCUGGAGGACACUGUCUCAUCACUCCUGAGAUUAAGAGAGGGGACUGGGGACAGCAGGAGUUCCUGGUAAUCAUAGUAGCCUUACCUCUCCUCAUCAUUGCCACCGUGGGACUCCUCCUCUACUGCCGUCGCUGCAAGUCUCACAAGCCAGUGGCCAUGGAGGAUCCAGACCUCCUAGCCAGGAGCAUUGGUGUCGACACCCAAGCUUCUCCUGCCAUUGAGCUCGAUCCCCUUAACGCCGGCUCCUGCAACGACUUAAACCAACUGGAGCCCAGUAAGACCUCAGUUCCAAAUGAACUUGUCACCUUCGGACCUAGCUCCAAACAGAGGCCGAUGGUGUGCAGCGUGCCUCCCAGGCUCCCACCAGCUGUAGUCUCCUCCCACCCUGGCCACGAGCCCAUCAUCAAGAGAACCUGGUCAGGCGAGGAGCUGGUAUACCCAAGUGGAGCUGCAGUCUGGCCUCCAACUUACUCCCGGAAGGAGCAUUGGGAAUAUCCACAUCCUGAAGCAAUGCAGGGACCUCUGCCACCCUCUCCUCGACGUCAUGUUAGUCCCGCUGUGAUGCCAGAUCCUGCUGGGCUCUAUGGGGGCUUCCCUUUCCCCCUGGAACUGGAAAACAAGAGGGCACCCCUCCCACCCCGUUACAGCAACCAGAACCUGGAAGACCUGAUACCCCCACGGCCUCCCAGCCCCCGGGAACAUCUGCUUGCCCCCUGUCUCAAUGAGUAUACAGCUAUCAGCUACUACCAUUCACAGUUCCGCCAGGGAGGGGGUGGGCCAUGCCUGGCGGAGGGGGGAUAUAAGGGGGUGAGCAUGCGCCUCAGCAGAGCUGGGCCAUCCUAUGCUGACUGUGACGUGAAUGGUGGGCCUGCCCCAGGACGGAGCCAACCUCGAGCUCCUCCCAACUACGAGGGCUCAGAUAUGGUAGAGAGUGACUAUGGAAGUUGCGAGGAAGUCAUGUUCUAGCUUCCUGCUCUCGGAGGAAAGCAUGGGGGAAGCCCUGGCCCCACACUGUCUCCCAAUGUCAUGGGAAGUGAGUUGGGUGCAGCUGGGAGAAGAAGGGAAGCCAGCACAUCCCCAGCCCAGAUGUCCAUCUCUUAAAAUGUGCUCUUCAGGUCCCCAGCUUGUCCUUGAGGGUGGAGGGAAGCUGAAGGUAGAGCUGUAAAAAUGGCGGUAGGGCCCCAGAAAAGAGGAGGUGCCCAGACAGGUGCACACUGGGGUGAGAACUAGGAGGGUAAUCCCUCAGGUCCCCCAGCUCCUAGCCCCAGAAAGAAAGAGCUCCAACCACCAGCUCAGUGUGUCUGGCCACAUUCUUACAGCUUCUCACAGGCCAAUCAUGGGGCAGGCAGGUUUGUGCCCAGUUGGCAACCAUGCAUGCAUCUACUGUGAAGAAGAGACCAGGACCUUCUGAGAUCCAUGCUGUGGUCUCCUAAGGGGCUGAAGGGUAAGCAGCCUGUAAGCAGGUACUACAGUCACCUGAGUGUCUGCUUUUUGUGUACCUUUGGGACAUCUAUGCCACGUGUCGUGUGUCAGCAUUAUUCUGGGCACUGGCAACAAGAACAUUUUUGGAAGUUGAGUCACAUGGACUUCCAUCUUCUGGAAGUCUUCUUGUUGAAGCUUCAGGACUUGUUCCCCCUCUGCCGGUGGGAUCCUGCCUGAAACCUUCUGCGCGGAAGAAUUCAGAUCUCUCGGGAUACUGAGUAAUUGUCCCAAACUUCCCAGGCACUUUUAGCCAAGAGCAAGAAGGAUGUAGUUCAUUUGAAAACUUCUUAGGUACUUUUCAACCUUGCUGUCUGGAUGUGUUUUCCCAAGAGGGUUUCUUCUUGUUUAGACACAAGGACUUCAACUGCCAUCCAGGACCAGGUAGAGGUGGAGAUUCAGCCAGCAGAUCCAGGCCAGACACCCUGCCUUCUCCCUUCCCUUCAUCAGAGACGCCUGCCAAUCAAGUGUUACCCACACUGACUCAGCCCUAUGCAUGGAGGAUCAGUGUGGGCACAUGUCUGCACAUGUGGGCACCUACGGACCGUGUGCAUGUGCACAUGCGUAGAAAGUUAUGUAGCUGGGAGUGACAGAGACUGGAAGCCAGGGAGGCCUGUAGUGGCCUGAACACUCUGUCCUCUGCCAGUCCCUCUCUGGUCCUCUGCCUUUUCACGUGUGUGGUUUUAGAAGUUAGAAGUUGAGAGGAAGAGGCUCCCACCCACAGAGCUGUUCAGAGAGACUGCUGUGUGGGAGGGCGUAUUCGUCGGCCAUGUGUGACUGUGGGUGUGACUG